AUGUGUUCUGCCAGCCUGGAUAUUGGGAUUAUCUUCCUCACUCAGACAGGGAUUGGCCUUGUGGGAAAUUCCUCCCUCCUUUGUCUUUAUAACUUCACUCUGCUAACUCGACAUCACUUGAGGCCCACAGAUUUAAUUCUCAAUCAACUGGUCUUGGCCAAUUCCAUUGUUCUUAUCUCUAAAGGUAUCCCCCAGACCUUGGUGGCUUUCGGAUGGAAUUAUUUCCUGGACGAUAUUGGAUGUAAAAUUAUCUUCUUUAUUUCUAGAGUGGCAACAGGAGUGUCCUUGAGUACCAUCUGCCUUUUCAAUGGUUUCCAGGCCAUUAAACUUGACCCCAGUAUUUGGAGAUGGAUGGAGCUUAAGAUAAGGUCCCUAAAGUUCCUUGGCUUCUUCUGUUUCUUCUGCUGGAUUCUGCAUAUUUUGGUAAAUUCGUGUCUUCCUAUAAUAGUGAGUGGUCCAUUGAAUAUCAAAAAUACCAGUAUAGAAAAUAAUUAUGGGUACUGUUCUUGGCAUUUAAGUGGAGAUCUUUUAGAUUCAUUUUAUACAAUCCUGUAUUUUUCUUCUGACCUCAUAAGUUUGGGCUUCAUGAUCUGGGCCAGCAGCUCAACCAUCUUUAUCCUGUGCAGACAUAAACAGAGAGUCCAACAUAUUCACAGGCACCGACUCUCUUCCAGGCCUUCCCAUGAGGUCAGAGCCACUAACACCAUUCUAAUCCUGGUGAGUUUCUUCGUCACCUUUUAUUCAAUAUAUAUCACGCUGACACUGUGGAUGACACUGGUUACAAAUCAAGGCCAGUGGGUGGUGAACACCUCCGUGCUUGUGGCAUCGUGUUUCCCAGCGUUCAGCCCCUUUGUGCUCAUCAUCAGUGACACCAGAGUCUCUCGGUUGUGUUCUGGCUGCAGGGCGGGGAGAAGUGCUUCCUAA
Molecule: messenger RNA, 924 nt
Organism: Lepus europaeus (European hare)
Lineage: Eukaryota; Metazoa; Chordata; Mammalia; Lagomorpha; Leporidae
Product: vomeronasal type-1 receptor 1-like
Exons: 1
Coding region: 1-924 (307 amino acids)
Biological process (GO): G protein-coupled receptor signaling pathway
Cellular component (GO): membrane
Molecular function (GO): pheromone receptor activity
Source: RefSeq, a predicted model, not a curated record